Molecule: messenger RNA, 4911 nt
Organism: Miniopterus natalensis
Lineage: Eukaryota; Metazoa; Chordata; Mammalia; Chiroptera; Miniopteridae
Gene: JMJD7
Product: jumonji domain containing 7
Biological process (GO): glycerophospholipid catabolic process
Cellular component (GO): cytosol
Molecular function (GO): calcium-dependent phospholipid binding; calcium ion binding
Source: RefSeq, a predicted model, not a curated record
CGUCAUGGCGGAGGUGGCUUUGGAAGCCGUGCGGAGGGAGUUACGAGAAUUCCCUGCGGCGGUAAGGGAGCUCAGCGUGCCUCUUGCUGUGCCUUACCUGGACAAGCCCCCAACUCCGCUUCGCUUCUACCGGGACUGGGUCUGCCCCAACCGGCCGUGUAUCAUCCGCAAUGCCCUGAAGCAUUGGCCAGCCCUCCAGAAGUGGUCUCUCCCUUACCUCAGAACCACAGUGGGCUCCACGGAGGUGAGUGUGGCUGUUACCCCAGAUGGUUAUGCGGAUGCUGUACGAGGGGACCGCUUUGUGAUGCCCGCUGAGCGCCGCCUGCCCCUGAGCUGUGUGCUGGACGUGCUAGAGGGCCGAGCCCAACACCCAGGCGUCCUCUACGUGCAGAAGCAGUGCUCCAACCUGCCCACUGAGCUGCCCCAGCUGCUGCCUGAUCUGGAGCCCCAUGUUCCCUGGGCCUCUGAGGCUCUGGGAAAGAUGCCUGAUGCUGUGAACUUCUGGCUGGGGGAGGCGGCUGCAGUGACAUCUUUGCAUAAGGACCACUACGAGAACCUCUACUGUGUGGUCUCGGGAGAGAAACACUUUCUGCUACAUCCACCCAGUGACCGGCCCUUCAUCCCCUAUGAGAUGUACACUCCAGCAACCUACCAACUAACUGAAGAGGGCUUCUUUAAAAUGGUGGAUGAGGAGGCCAUGGAGAAGGCAAAGGUGCCUGGGACCUGCCUGCUCACCAUUCGUGUCCUACAGGCCCGUGGCCUGCCUUCCAAGGAUCUAGUGACCCCCUCUGACUGCUAUGUGACUCUGUGGCUGCCCACGGCCUCCAGCCACAGGCUCCAGACACGCACAGUUAAGAACAGCAGAAACCCCAUCUGGAAUCAGAGCUUUCGCUUCCGGAUCCACAACCAGCUCAAGAAUGUCGUACAACUGCAAGUCUUUGACCAGGAUCUUUUGACCAGUGACGACCCCGUGUUGUCGGUGCUGUAUGACGUGGGGACUUUGCGGAUUGGGGAAUUCCGCCGGGAAAGCUUCCCCCAGAGCCCUCAGGGUGAGGAGCAGCUGGAAGUUGAAUUUCGACUGCAGAGUCUGACAGACUGUGCUGAGCAGCUUGUUAGCAAUGGCAUCCUGGUGGGCCGGGAGCUCUCCUGCUUACAUGUUCGACUGGAGGAGGCCGGGGACCAGAAUGGGUCAGAAGGCAGAGUUCAGCUUGUGGUUCCUGGGUCCUGUGAGGGUCCACAGGAGGCCUCAGUGGGCACUGCCUCCUGCUUCCAUUGCCCGGCCUGCUGGGAGCAGGAGCUGAGUGUUCACCUGCAGGAUGCCCCCCAGGAGCAACUGAAGGUGCCCCUGAGGGUCCUGCCCUUUGGCCAGGUGGUGAGACUCGUCUUCCCUACGUCCCAGGAGCCUCUGAUGAGGGUGGAGCUGAAAAAAGAAGAAGGACCAAAGGAGCUGGCUGUGCGGCUGGGCUGUGGGCCCUGUGCUGAGGAGCAUGCCUUCCUGAGCAGGAGGAAGCAGGUGGUGGCCAAGGCCCUGAAGCAGGCCCUGCAGCUGGAUGGAGACCUGCAGGAGGAUGAGAUCCCAGUGGUAGCUGUUAUGGCCACUGGAGGUGGGAUCCGAGCCAUGACUUCCCUGUUUGGGCAGCUGGCAGGUCUGAGGGAGCUGGGCCUCUUGGAUUGCAUCUCCUAUAUCACAGGGGCCUCGGGAUCCACCUGGGCUUUGGCCAACCUCUACGAGGACCCAGAGUGGUCUCAAAAGGACCUGGCAGGGCCCACCAAGUUGCUGAAGACCCAGGUGACCAAGAGCAAGCUGGGUGUGUUGGCCCCCAGUCAGCUGCAGCGGUAUCGGCAGGAGCUGGCCGAGCGUGCCCGCCUGGGCUACCCGACCUGCUUCACCAACCUGUGGGCCCUCAUCAACGAGGCACUGCUGCAUGAUGAGCCCCAUGAUCACAAACUCUCAGACCAGCGGGAGGCCCUGAGUCGAGGCCAGAAUCCUCUGCCCAUCUACUGUGCCCUCAACACCAAGGAGAAGAACCUGACUACCUUUGAAUUUGCAGAGUGGUGCGAAUUCUCCCCCUAUGAGGUCGGCUUUCCCAAGUACGGCGCCUUCAUCCCGUCUGAGCUCUUUGGCUCUGAGUUCUUCAUGGGGCGACUGAUGAAGCGGCUUCCUGAGUCUCGAAUCUGCUUCCUGGAAGGCAUCUGGAGCAACCUGUAUGCAGCUAACCUCCAGGACAGCUUAUACUGGGCCUCAGAGCCCCGCCAGUUCUGGGACCGCUGGGCACAGGAUCAGGCCAACCUGGACAAGGAGCAGGUCCCCCUUCUGAAGAUAGAAGAGCCUCCCACUGUGGCUGGCAGGAUCGCUGAGUUUUUCACUGACCUUCUGACGCGGCGCCCACUUUCCCAGGCCACCCACAAUUUCCUAUAUGGCCUCCAUUUCCAUAAAGACUAUUUCCAGCAUCCUCACUUCUCCACCUGGAAAGCCACCAAACUGGACGGGCUCCCCAACCAGCUGACACCUGCAGAGCCCUACCUUUGCCUACUGGAUGUUGGCUACUUUAUCAACACCAGCUGCCUUCCCCUCCUGCGGCCCACAAGGGAUGUGGACCUCAUCCUGUCGCUGGAUUACAACCUCCAUGGAGCCUUUCAGCAGCUGCAGCUUCUGGGCCGAUUCUGCCAGGAGCAGGGGAUCCCAUUCCCACCCAUCUCGCCCAGCCCUGAGGAGCAGCGCCAGCCGCAGGAAUGCCACCUGUUCUUGGACCCCGACUGCCCUGAAGCCCCUGCUGUGCUGCACUUCCCCCUGGUCAACAACUCCUUCCGGGAGCACUCAGCCCCUGGGGUCCGCCGGACAGCUGAGGAGGCGGCGGCUGGGGAGGUGAACUUGUCUUCAUCCAACUCCCCCUAUCACUACUCGAAGGUGACCUAUAGCCAGGAAGAUGUGGACAAGCUGCUCCACCUGACUCAUUAUAACAUCUGCAACAACCGGGAGCGGCUGCUGGAGGCCCUGCGUGAGGCUGUGCGGCGGCGGAGGCAACGCAAGCAGCGCCAGCCCCAGUGAUGGUGGCACCCAGGCCAGAGCUCCCACCCGGCUCACUGCCCAUCUGGCUGCUCUGGUAGAGUUGGGGCAGAGAUGUCAUCAACAGGUGUUCCACAACCUCGGGGGGUGUGGAUGGCCCCGUAGGUGGCCCCCAGCCCUCUGAGGGGCUCCUCCACGCUGUGUACCCAGCACCACCCAGAUGUGGCACUGAAGCCACCAGCAGCAAGCCUGCCACAGACACCUCCUGGUAGGUCGAGCCUUCUAAAUGGUCCAGAGAGUAAGGAGACGAUUCAGAGAUGGAACUGGGGGAGCAGCACUGACCAUGUUUGUGCAGGGGCUCAAAGCCCCGUGACCUUGUCUGUUCUCCCUCCCUUGCUACCUUGAGUAGUUGUACAGCAUAAAAUAGAGCACUUUAUGUAUUAGAGGCUCAUACACACAUGAGGCAUUAUCUGAGAUUCUGUCAUUGCUGCCAAGAAGGGACAUGUUAUUCCAAGCUCUUGGUUACACAGGGCAAGGACUGGUUUAAGAAAUAAAAUGUUUCCCCAGCCACCUCACGGAGCUAUCGAGUCAGCAUGAGCUUCCCUAAAAUGUGGGUCAUCUGCCCCUGGCACCCUUUCUCAGCAGGAGGCCAGUUUGGCCUUGGGGGGGAGGGGGUCUCUGCUGCUGCAGCCCUCGCCCUGCCCAGGUGAGCACACUUGCAGGCAAUGACAGUUAGCACCCCUGACUCACCUGGUCAGGAACCUCAGCGGGCAGCCAGACCUUGGACCAGAUGAGCCAAAGAAAGAGACUAGCUGCAUAGCUUCACCAAGCUGUGACCUUGGGGGUCCCAUCACUUAACGAGGAACUGUCUACUCCUGAAGUCAGUAGGGCCCUGGUAGCUGCCUUGCUCUGGUCCCCUACAGGGUGUCCUCAUGUGUAGCCCUGCGGUUUGGUGGUACUUCAGGGUGUGCUUCAGGGCCCAGACCUGUGGAAAGAACAGGGAGGCAGAGUGAAUUUAGGGCCUCGUGCUCCUGGCUUCCCUGGGAACAACCACCUCUUCCUAACGUCCAUGUGGGAUGUGGAUACUGGGAGCCAGCAGGCAGCUGCAGGAGUGACCAUAGCGUAUGGGGUGGAUGGGAAAUGACUGGUUCUCACUGCAUCUGUCUGCCCUGUCCCAGCGACUCAGUCCAUCACCUGGGCUUGUGGCUAGAGUCACAGAGCAGAAAUGGCUGCCUUAGUAGCCUUAGAAGCCACUGUGUCCAGGACAAGGCCAUUCACUCAGCCACAUGUCACCUGAAUCAUAAAUUGGAAUCUGUGGGCCCUGCAGGAGUGUGAAUGGUUAAUUUACCAGAGACCCCAGUCAUGGCUGCCACCCCUGUUAUAAUGUGAGUGCUCCUCCGGCAUGAGCUGUGUGUGUCUUUGUGACCCUGGGUUUGUCUCAGUGUGUGAAUCUGUGUGGGGGUCUGCAGGUGUGUGUCUGGCUGACAUCCUGAUUCCUGGUCUCUCUAGGACAAUAAGGUACCCCUUUCCCCUUGGAGCAGGGACUGGGUCCUAGGACUGAGGAAAGCAGAGAAGAUGGAGGCAGAGAACUUGGACAGGAGUAAGGUUGCGGAAGGGGUCUGGCUGUCCUGCAUACAGUGCCCCGUCUUGGAGAGGAGAAUAAGGAUUGAGGGUGUGUGGGUCCCAGGUGGACAGAGCCAGGCAAGCUUUUUAGCAUAUACAAAGGUACCUGGGUGCCCCUCACCUCGGAUCUGGCCUGAGCAGGAAAGGUGGGAGCCUGGUGCAGUUUCCUUUGCAGGGCCAGCCGCCUGCGGAAGCUCGAAGGGCCCUGGGGGGCCAUCGUUGCACUUUUGCGGGUCCCUCAGCGAGGAGGGUGGGGGACAGCCAUGGAAUCUGGGGAAAGG